Molecule: messenger RNA, 565 nt
Organism: Prunus avium (sweet cherry)
Lineage: Eukaryota; Viridiplantae; Streptophyta; Magnoliopsida; Rosales; Rosaceae
Source: RefSeq, a predicted model, not a curated record
UUUGGGUUACCGCUAAAAUCACCCCAAAAUUUUCAAAAUAUUUUUACUUUUAUCACUUGACAUAUCUGGACCGUAUCGCGAGAGUAUCGUGACCGUAUCGAUAGAGUAUUGGAGCCGUAUCGUAAAGUCAACAUCUUGAAAAAGCCUGCGAUACAUCAGCAACAAAAUACAGAGAGCAAACAAAGCAGCCAUGGAUUUCUCUCUCCUAUCAGAGGCCUUGACCUCCAAAUCGUAUGAAAAGGUCGCCGAUACCUGUGAAGAACACAUGCUUCAGGUCGCAGCCGAGGGCGUUGCUUUUCAGGACGACUGGCCCUACGCCAUUCAUCUUCUCGGUCACAUUUACGCUGGUGAUAUUAAUAGUAUGCGGUUUCUUUGGAAAUCAAUGCCUGCCACUCUCAAAGAGGGCAAUCCAGAAGUCAUUGCUGCUUGGAAAAUUGGCCAGAAGUUGUGGAUGCGAGACUACGGGGGUGUGUAUGAAGCUAUUCGUGGAUAUGAUUGGAGUCAGGAAGCUCAAGGUCUUGUUGCAGCCUUUUCAGGCAAGUUUUUCUAGAUCACAAAACAGUAU